AUGAAGUUCAGCACUUUUGUCUCCUUCGGCCUUACGGCCAUCACCGCUCUGGCAGCGCCUACUCCUAGCAUGAUCAAUGUCAAGCGUAACAUUGUUAAGCGUGCUGCUUCCCUUGAGGAUGUAGCCACUGUCGGUUACGCUACCACCAACGGCGGAACCACUGGUGGUAAGGGCGGAAAGACCGUCAAGGUGUCCACUCUCAGCGAGCUCACCGCUGCCGUCAAGGGUGACGACGCGGCCAUUGUGCUCAUCACUGGUCCCAUAAAGGGCUCCGGUGAUAAUAUCAAGGUCGGCAGCAACAAGUCCGUAAUCGGACAGAACAGCAAGGUCAUCCUUGAGAACUUCACUAUCACAGUCAAGGAUGUCAAAAACGUCAUCCUUCGUAACUUUGCCGUCAAGAAGGUCGUUGGUGGUGAUGCUGUCGCUAUUCAGAAGUCGGACAAUGUUUGGGUUGAUCACCUCGACCUUUCAUCCGACCGUGACCACGACAAGGACUACUACGAUGGUCUCCUCGACAUAACCCAUGCCGCCGACUUCAUCACCGUCACCAACACCGUUCUCCACGACCACUGGAAGGCCUCGCUGAUCGGUCACUCCGACUCGAAUGGAUCCGAGGACAAGGGUCACCUGACCGUGACCUACGCCAACAACUACCUAUACAACCUCAACUCCCGUGGUCCUUCUUUCCGCUUCGGCACCGGCCAUUUUUAUAACAACUACUACGAGAACGUGUCUGACGGUAUCAACACCCGCCAGGGCGCGCAGCUCCUCGUCCAGAACAACGUCUUCGUCAGCUCCAAGAAGGCCCUGUACUCCACCGACUCUGGCUAUGCUGUUGAGUCUGGCAACGACUUCGGUGAUGGCACGAGCACGGCUGAUAAGGGCACUCUGACUAAGGCGCCUUACACUGUCUCUAGCCUCCUCGCUGCUUCCAAUGUCAAGGCGGCUGUUGUUGGCACUGCUGGUAACACGCUCUCUUUCUAA
Molecule: messenger RNA, 984 nt
Organism: Didymella exigua CBS 183.55
Lineage: Eukaryota; Fungi; Ascomycota; Dothideomycetes; Pleosporales; Didymellaceae
Product: polysaccharide lyase family 1 protein
Exons: 2
Coding region: 1-984 (327 amino acids)
Molecular function (GO): pectate lyase activity
Source: RefSeq, a predicted model, not a curated record